Messenger RNA from Naegleria gruberi, 408 nucleotides. RefSeq lists its product as uncharacterized. Gene Ontology annotation, biological process: intracellular protein transport. Gene Ontology annotation, cellular component: endomembrane system. The transcript has a single exon. NCBI's taxonomy places the organism in Eukaryota, Heterolobosea, Eutetramitea, Acrasida, Naegleriidae. The annotation marks the transcript as partial. Gene Ontology annotation, molecular function: GTPase activity. The record is from RefSeq and is a predicted model, not a curated record.
AUGAGUGACUCACAAACUGUAAAACUUAUUGUUGUUGGACCAAAAAAGAGUGGCAAGAGUGCUAUUUGUAAUUUUCUUAGUGGAUAUAAGGAAUUUUCAAAUGAAUACAGACCAACUAUGGGUCUAAGAAUUUGCGAAUGUGAUAGAGAGAUGCAAUCAAUGGAAAAGGUGUCGGUAGAACUUUGGGAUAUUUCUGGAGAUCGAAAUUUCGAAAAUUGUUGGCCUGCAAUAAUGAAGGACAUGAACGGAUGUAUUAUAGUGUAUAAUCCUUCAAACAUUAAUCAUGUAAAGGAAUUGGAAUUUUGGUACAAGACUUUUGUUCAAAAAAAUGUAAAGGAUGAAAAUUGUUGUAUAUUUGCACAUUGUUUGUCGAGUGAUGAACUAACAAAAGAAAAUCCAAUACCCAAA